GGGCCCCCGCUCCAUCCUGCUAUGUCCGCGUCGUCCGCAACUGCAGCGGGCUCUCGUUCGCCUUCGCCAGCGACUCCCGAAGCAUCCGAUGGUCCAGAGCCUUUGGUUGUGCGCGACGAUACAGACUUGAACUCUUGGCGUGACUCUCUGUCGAACGGUACUACCGCAGCUUGGGAGAGUGAUAGCGGGUUGUAUCCGGACAGCUCAAAACGCGAGGACGAGCGAAUACUGUCGCUCAAUGACCUGAUUCAUAAUCAUGCCUAUGAUGAGCAGUCCCUCUUAUCUGCUCUCGACGGAACCGCAGUACAGACGUCUGACGUUUCCAGCACGUCUUCUCCACUGCUGCCAUCCGCCUCAGCCUCUCAGCUGGUUCAAUUCAGUAACCUUCUGACUUCCGCCAAUGUUGUCCCUGUCACGAAGCCCGUUCCCCCGCCAACCCCUUUGGCUCGCAAGCGUGAGCCCUCAGCAGCCUCGGACAGAGUUGUUUAUCCACCAAAGGAGUCAUGUUAUAACCUGCCCAUCAUCAUACCGAGCAUUCCCGAAGGGGGUACGAAGUCCCGAGUGGAGACACAAGUUCGAGUAACGAUCGACUUGGCUUACGCCAGUUCAUCAUCCGGAGAGCCGUUCAAAUAUGACAAGAUUGGUUCCUGGAAGUGGUUGAAGCUCCCGAAGGGCACUUCGACAAAAAAGCGGACGCGCAAGGAAGGCAAGAUUGACCCUCAACCGGAAGAUAUCCUUCACCUGGCUGUUGCGGUAACAUGUGCAUCACCCCCUCACAGUCAAGUUAUCAGUUGCUCCAGUUGUCGCACUCGCGAGGCGAAGAGAGUAGCCCGCAAGAUAGCCGCCCGAGUACGACCUGUCCGAUCUGACUCUGAUUCCCUAGACGACCCCAACCGACCGACCGGGCAGCCGAAGCUUGAGGAUACCUCCAGCAUCAUUCAAUUCAACUGCCCAGAGGUCGUCGAUUUCUCUACCGGAUCCGCCAUCUUACCAAUGCGUAUCACUUGCUAUUGCCGACACCAUCGCGAGAAAGUGGGCUUUCAUGUGCACUUCACCAUGGUGGACCACACUGGGAGAAUUGUGGGCUCGGGCACGACUCAUCCCAUCAUGAUCACGGAUGACCACAAGAGCACGAAUAAACAAGGAGGGUCAAACGAAAACUCUGACUGGACUCACGUCGAUCAGACGAGUGAGCUGAACGGAUCGAAACGCAAACUCAACUGUUCCAAGGAUGGUCCGGCUCAGGUUAAGAAGAGGGCAAGGGCACAAGAACGCUCUGCCGACGCUUCGUCCAAUGUUUCCCGCGCCGGGAGCGUAGGUGAUCUCACUUCGCUUUCCCCGACUCUUCCUUCAUAUUUGGGGGCAGGAACCUCGUUAUACUCCGUUAACCCAUCCCUUUUUCCGGGCUCAGACGCUUCAGAGUCCGAAACGUACUUGCCCUCUCCCUCCAACUCACAUGCUUCUACUAAUGAAAAUAUCUCCGAUGCAUUCCGUGCUUUGGAAGCUGUAACCCGUAACAUGGCCCCUACUCCCCAGCAGGCUGCAGUUACUCUGCAAAAUGCGGUAUCGCCGACUUUUUUGCCUACUGCUCCUCCCUCUCCUAUACCCCAAAUUCCGAUGCAAAUGCAGCCUACGUCAAUGCUUGCUCCUCAAACCCUGCCCUUCUUAUUCAACUUCAAUCCUGACUUUCGGCCCCCUGCUACCAGCCUCCCGCCACCGAAGAUCCAUCGACUUAUUCCAGCAUCUGGACCGACAUAUGGCGGUAUUGAAGUUACGAUCCUUGGCAUGAACUUCCAUCCAUCGAUGCAGUUGAACUGCGUCUUUGGCGACGCAGUGGCGAGUUCUACGCAUAGGUGGAGCGAUAACACUCUGGUAUGCCUGCUCCCGCCUCGGGUGUCUGCUGGUGUCGUCGCUGUGUGGUUUGAGGGCAUUGAGAAGGACGACUCUAUGCCCCCGACAAUGUUUACGUACAUUGAUGAGUCAGACCGAGCGCUUAUGGAACUUGCGCUUCAGGUCGUAGGUCUGAAGAUGACCGGUAAACUAGAGGACGCGAAGAAUGUGGCUAUGCGUAUUGUCGGCAAUGCAGGCCCGCACGACUCUCAGAACGGGGACGACCAAUCGAUUCCGAUGCAAGUCGCUGCUUUAGCUGCCCUGUCGCGCGCUAACGGUCUGCACGGGGAUAUCGAGCAACUAGUUAUCAAGCUAUUGUCUAUUCUCGACACACCUAGCGAGAGAGGCACGGGCGUCGCAACAAGCGACGCAAUCUCCCUGCAGAGUUCUAGUGGCCACACCCUGCUGCACCUGGCGACUUUCCUCAAAUUUUCGUCCCUGGUGAAAUUCCUGCUUGAACAUGAUAUUGAUCCGGAUGUCCGAGAUCAGAACGGAUUCACCGCAGCGCACUUCGCCGCUAUUACUCCAUCCAAAGAAUGUCUGCGCUUGCUGGUCCGCAGUGGUGCGGCUCUGGAUAUCGUAAACGUGGGCGGCGAAAUACCGGAGGAGAUCGCCCCACCCGAUCUUUUUGAUGAUCUCUACGCCGAGACGGACAGUGACCGCGAAUGGAGUCCGCCUGGGAAUCGUGAGGACGAGGAAGCCACAUGGGGGGACGUAGAAGACGACUCGGAGGAAGAAGCUCGCAGUGCCACCAAGCGUGCUGUACGUCGGGGACCUCCUGAGAAGGAUCACGAAUCUCAUGGGAAUCCCUCGAGUGAAUAUACACCGGCUACUCAGUCCAAGUCGCCGACACAGCACAAGCAGGACGGUGUAGAUGAGAAGCAGGCUGCUUCUUUGGUCGAAAUGAUCCAGCGGACCCUAGCACAAUUCCAGCCUGCGCAAGGGAUCAUGCCGCAUGUGCCACACAUAGGGCUUCCUCAUAUCCCUGGCAUGCCCAACGUGCCAUGGGGCGCAUUGCCUCAGCUGCCUGUCGUAUUCCCCGUCUAUGUACCCCUUCCCGGCUUGGCAAACUUCUUGACUGAGCGGCGCAGCGGCAGUGACAAGGACAAAGAUAGCCCUGUCCAGCCUCGUGUGGCAGCUGUGCCUUCUGUGCCCGAGUGGUUUACCGUGUUGGAACGGUGGACUAAACAAUAUACCGCUCGUCAGGAGGUUGAAGAGAACCCUCCUCCUGCUUAUACCCCCCGUCAAGCACAUGAGGGCACCAGUGUCAGUAAGACUGCCCUGGAAACACAGCCCUUGACUGCUACAGCACGGCCAGAAAGGAAUAUAGCUCGGCGGCUGAAGCAGGAUACGCCGUUCCCUGACGAAGAAGUGGAUGCCUACACAUAUAAGCCGCCAAAGAAGAGAGUUCCUAAGGGCGGGGAAAAGCACGACCGUAUGCUUAUACUAUUCUGGAUCCCAAUGCUCAUUUUUGGUUUUAUGUGGGCUUUCUUAACUGUUAUUCGUAUUGGCAUCCACGUUCUUCGAGCUACUGUGCCACUCAGAAUGGGCAUACGCUUUAUGGGCGCAUAGACGUGUUCAGCUCUGAAUACGCAUAGGCUCGUAUUUAUGGUCCCACCUUGUUUUGGAGGCUUGCGAUGAAGCUGAACAGACUGAGUCAGAUAUGUUAUCCUGAAUACUGAUGUGAUGUAGUUUUAGACAGCAUGUAGGGCUGUAUCUGUCAUGCGUUGUACACUGUAGAUACCUUAGCUUUGUACAACGGGUUCGUAAUGCGUAUGGAAGAUUGCACGAAGGAGCGUUAUCUGAAC
Messenger RNA from Gloeophyllum trabeum ATCC 11539, 3698 nucleotides. RefSeq lists its product as uncharacterized. Bases 22 to 3462 code for a protein of 1146 amino acids. Gene Ontology annotation, biological process: regulation of transcription by RNA polymerase II. Lineage: Eukaryota; Fungi; Basidiomycota; Agaricomycetes; Gloeophyllales; Gloeophyllaceae. The record is from RefSeq and is a predicted model, not a curated record. Gene Ontology annotation, molecular function: double-stranded DNA binding; transcription coregulator activity; protein binding. The transcript is spliced from 7 exons. Gene Ontology annotation, cellular component: nucleus.